This is a messenger RNA of Botrytis deweyae, 462 nucleotides long. RefSeq lists its product as uncharacterized. Bases 1 to 462 code for a protein of 153 amino acids. The record is from RefSeq and is a predicted model, not a curated record. Lineage: Eukaryota; Fungi; Ascomycota; Leotiomycetes; Helotiales; Sclerotiniaceae. The transcript has a single exon. Gene Ontology annotation, biological process: translation. Gene Ontology annotation, cellular component: large ribosomal subunit; mitochondrion. Gene Ontology annotation, molecular function: structural constituent of ribosome.
AUGUCCACCACUACCGCGGCCCCUCUCGCCCGCGCCAUCCGUUCAUCCAAACCCCUCCCCUCCAGCCUCCACCAAAUCAGCAAAAACGCACCCAAAGCCAUCUCCCAAACCUCUCCAUCCACCACUCCCUCUUCAUCCCCAACCAAAGUCUUCCACCAAAAGCCCUGGCAGAAAUCCGCUCCUCCUACACCAACAUCCUAUUUCCGCAUCACCCUCACCCGAUCUGCUAUUGGUCUCCCGAAGAAAUCCUCGCGUGUGUUGAAGUUCUUGGGAUUGCAUAAAAGAACGAGUAGUGUGUAUCAUCCUGUUUCUUCCGAUAUUGCAGGACAGAUUAUGAAGGUUAAGGAAUUGGUUGAGGUAGAGGAGACUAAGGAGAAGAGGAGUAAGAGGCAAGAGAGGGAGAGCAGGAGGCCGGAGAGUGGGUUUAUUGUUGAGAAGGAGUUGGAGACGAGUGUGGUUUGA